This is a messenger RNA of Scleropages formosus (Asian bonytongue), 2175 nucleotides long. RefSeq names its product solute carrier family 13 member 5b (gene slc13a5b). Bases 65 to 1948 code for a protein of 627 amino acids. The transcript has 12 exons. Gene Ontology annotation, cellular component: plasma membrane. Gene Ontology annotation, molecular function: citrate transmembrane transporter activity; sodium:dicarboxylate symporter activity; succinate transmembrane transporter activity. Gene Ontology annotation, biological process: succinate transport; transmembrane transport; citrate transport. Lineage: Eukaryota; Metazoa; Chordata; Actinopteri; Osteoglossiformes; Osteoglossidae. The record is from RefSeq and is a predicted model, not a curated record.
GUCGUGUGUGCAACUUGCGCAAGUGUGCAGUCUGGAGGUUUCCGCGUGCGGUUCCUAGUAAUGAAUGAGCGCGAGCGCGGAUGCACGUCGCCCCCCCGCCCCCCGGCGCUCGCUCCCACGCUCACUCAAUGGAGUGAAAAAAUCUCCUGCCGGCUCAGCUGCGCUGCUCUCGGCACUCGGCACUCGAGCAGCACCCCGACAAAAGAUGGCACCAGGAGUGAAGGCGCUCUGGGGGCUCAAGAAUGUGAUGGUUCUCCUCAGCGCCCCGGUCCUCCUUCUCCCGCUGCUCCUUCUCAUUGGAACCAAGGAAUCAUGCUGCGCGUACGUGAUUGCUCUAAUGGCAGUGUACUGGUGCACCGAGGCAUUGCCGCUGGCUGUCACUGCACUACUCCCCACCCUGCUUUUCCCUGUGCUGGGCAUCAUGAAGUCAAAAGAGGUGUGCAUGCAGUACCUGAAGGACACCAACAUGCUCUUUGUGGGGGGGCUGAUUGUGGCCGUGGCCGUGGAGCACUGGAACCUGCAUAAGCGCAUCGCUCUGCGGGUGCUGCUCAUCAUGGGGGUCCGGCCGGCGCUCCUGAUGCUGGGCUUCAUGGCUGUUACGGCCUUCCUGUCCAUGUGGAUCAGCAACACGGCCACCACGGCUAUGAUGGUGCCCAUCGUGCAGGCUGUGCUGGACCAGAUGAACAAUAGAGAGGCCGAGGCACUGCAGAUGCUCAGCGGAGGAGAGGAAGUUACACCCCUAGAAGGAGACAAGCAAGAUGGAAAGGUUGGAGAAGAACAAGUGACUGUAAGUGGGCUGGGUGUGUCACCUGAGGAGGCUGCGGACAGGACGAGGAUGUGCAAGGGCUUCACUUUGUGUGUGUGCUACGCGGCCAGCAUUGGGGGCACUGCAACCCUCACUGGCACUGGCCCCAACCUGGUGCUCAAGGGCCAGAUGAACCAGCUGUUCCCCCAAAACGGCGAUGUGAUCAACUUUGCAUCGUGGUUCGGCUUUGCCUUUCCCAACAUGGUCCUCAUGUUGGCUCUGGCCUGGUUUUGGCUGCAGCUGAUCUUCAUGGGGUUCAACUUCAGAAGGACCUGGCGCUGUGGGGUGCUGACAUCAGCGAAGGAGGCGGUAGCCUACAGGGUGAUUCGAGAAGAGCAUCGCAGGCUGGGCCCCAUGUGCUUCGGGGAGCUGAGUGUGCUGCUGCUCUUCAGUCUGCUUGUGCUGCUGUGGUUCACCCGAGAUCCAGGCUUCAUGGCUGGCUGGGCCACGCACCUCUUCAACGCAGAAGCAGAGUAUGUGACAGAUGCUACUGUGGCCAUUUUUGUCGCCGUACUCCUCUUCAUCUUUCCAUCCAAGGUGCCACAGCUUUGCUUCUGGAAGUCCCACAGCACUGGUGAGGCACGCCAUCAUACAGCCACUGCUCUGAGCCCCUUUCCCUGUCCAGCACUGCUUACCUGGAAGGUGGUUCAGAAGAAGCUGCCCUGGAACAUUGUACUGCUGCUUGGGGGAGGGUUUGCUCUGGCCAGGGGGAGCGAGGUUUCAGGCCUAUCCCUAUGGCUGGGGAACCAGAUGAGCCCCCUGCACAGCAUCCCUCCCUGGGCCAUUGCCACUGUGCUCUGCCUCCUGGUAGCCACCUUCACUGAGUGCACCAGUAAUGUGGCUACAGCUACACUCUUUCUUCCCGUCCUGGCUUCCAUGUCCCAGUCCAUAGGAGUGAACCCAUUGUAUGUCAUGCUGCCCUGUACUCUCAGUGCCUCCUUUGCCUUCAUGCUGCCCGUAGCCACUCCACCCAAUGCCAUUGUGUUCUCCUAUGGCUACCUCCAGGUGUCGGACAUGGCCAAAGUUGGUGUGGUCAUGAACAUCAUUGGUCUGCUUUGCGUCACACUGGCCAUCAACACCUGGGGCAGGGCCAUGUUUCACCUGGACACUUUCCCAACCUGGGCCAAUGCCACGGGGAUGUGAUAGAAGACUCCAAGCCUUCUUGAGAUUCCUUUCCGAGAGGCAGCCUGGAGACCCAAGGCUGUUCUGCAGAGGGCUGUUGAACUGUGCUGAACUGUACACAGUACUGUGAACACCUGAGAUGUGUCACAUAAGUGUGAGGAGGAAAGGGUUCAAAACCAAAAUGAGAACACGCUACCUUAUUGUGCAUUCAAAUGCAAAACGCUGUGCAGCGAAGCUCAGCAAUAUUA